AAAAGCAUCACAAAUUAAUAGAUGUCCUUAACAUGAUUUAUAAUUAUAUACGGCAAAAAUAAGGUCAAUAUUCAACAUCAAAGGUAUAAAAUCAUUUUCCUACGUGAAUAUACUAAAUUAAGUAUCUCAAAUAGGAAGGCUACCUUGCAGCUUUUUACUUUCAUUACGCUAGUAAUAUUACAACAAUUAAUCUGCAAUAUAAAUACCCCUGUUUUUCAAUUGUCACGAUAUGUUAAUGGAAGAUAAUUUAGGGGAAGAUAGGUCCUUCGCUAAAUGACAUGCAUAGAGAUUAUUUUACUUCAAAAUAAAAUAUUUAUUACAUUUACCAGCCAGUUUACCACUAGUACUGUAUGGCACAUUGUGCAACUUUAAUUAAACUAACAAUUCAGUUGAUAUCUUUUUAUAAUUAGGGCCUAAGUUGAUAUUUAUAUUACGGAGAUAGCAUUGGCAUGUUCUGUGAUAAAAUCUAAAAAUAAUAUUACCAUGAAUCAAAUUAAAGCACUGAAUUGAUUAAAGAAUAUAAAGUCAUUAAAAAAAAUACCCUUUGUGUGGAAAUAAAAAACAUUAUUUUAGCGAGUUUCUAUGUAUUUUAUCACAGACGGUAUAUCCUUUACUUUAUUGACUAUAUUAACAAUUUAGUAAUACUGUACCACGUUACUGUAUAUUUAUUAUAAAAUAUAAUGCUGUACCUGCAAUUUUACAGUACUGAAUAGACUACCUGCAUACGCCAAUGAUUUCCAAUAAAUUUGUAACUUCCCGCCAAAUGAACAAUAGAACGGUAUUAGGUCACAAAUAAGCCAAGGCGGGAGUGUCUGUGAUUGGUUAAUCCAGUGAGCGCUAGAAGCCAAACGCAACACUAGAGCAGGGUAUAUAAACGUAACUAUUUUGUUAAAUAAUUAUCCAUUCUCGAUUUUAGUAAAACCGAAACACGAAAUAAAAUGUCUGGACGUGGUAAAGGAGGAAAAGCUAAGGGAAAGGCCAAGAGCCGAUCAAGCCGUGCUGGACUUCAGUUCCCAGUCGGUCGUGUUCACCGAUUCUUGCGAAAGGGUAACUAUGCAUCUCGAGUCGGUGCUGGUGCCCCAGUCUACAUGGCUGCUGUACUCGAGUACCUGACUGCUGAAAUCUUGGAGUUGGCUGGCAACGCUGCCCGUGACAACAAGAAGAGCAGAAUCAUCCCCCGUCAUCUUCAACUUGCUAUCCGUAAUGAUGAAGAGUUGAACCGUCUUCUCGGAAGUGUGACCAUCGCACAAGGAGGUGUAUUGCCAAACAUCCAGGCUGUACUUCUGCCAAAGAAGACCCAGGCCAAGUCCAAGUAGAUUCCAUCAACUAGGCCUAUCUUCUCAAACCAAACGGCUCUUUUCAGAGCCAC
Anneissia japonica is the source of this 1369-nucleotide messenger RNA. Its product is annotated as late histone H2A.2.2. NCBI's taxonomy places the organism in Eukaryota, Metazoa, Echinodermata, Crinoidea, Comatulida, Comatulidae. Gene Ontology annotation, cellular component: nucleosome. The coding region runs from base 939 to 1316 and encodes 125 amino acids. Gene Ontology annotation, molecular function: DNA binding; structural constituent of chromatin; protein heterodimerization activity. The transcript has a single exon. The record is from RefSeq and is a predicted model, not a curated record.